AUGUGGGCUGCUGGGUACGCUGAUGCCCGGUCUUGGGAACAUCCGCAUGGAGGCCGUGUGUGGCGGAGCGCGCCGAAGGCCCCUGCCGCAUCCUCCACGUCCUGGUGGUGGCACUCGCCCACAGCCUGGCCAGGAGGAGGGUCCUGGUGGCAGAGAUCAUGGGACGAGGGCGACCAGACCUUGAAGGGCCACGCCCGACGGUGGACCGCGCGGAGCGACUCUGAGUCAGGUGCGAGAGAAGACUCAGCUGCUGCCCUGUUGCAAGAGGAAGGAGAACCAGAAGGACCCUUGGAGCUCCCCACGCGGGCGUUGACGGUGCAAGGCUCCCAGCAGGGACGUGCCAUGAUCACCGGCAGAAAGCUGAUCGAGAACCGAAGCUGGCGCAUACCCAGCGGCUGGUAUGCUCUGCACGUGGGCGCCCGCCCCUUCUCUGCCCUGGGUGACGAGUGGGUCCAGAGGCUGGAGUUGGCGUGGCCCGACGCGCCGCCCGAGGGGAGCCUGCCUUCGACGCGGAUAGUUGGCCUCAUCCACAUUUCGGAGCAGCGGCAGCCUUCGCAAUGUGGCGGCGGCCAGUCUGUUUGGGCCGUGGGGCCCAUCUGCCACAUCAUUGACGAGGCCAUGGAGCUGCCACGGCCGCUGGCCGCGCGCGGCCAACCAGGCCUCUGGAAGCUGAGCCCUGGUAUCCAGGAGCAGCUCGCCAGGCAGCUUCCCCACGCGACGCGGCGGCGCUUUCCCGCGGUACCAAGGCCUGCAGGAAGUGCGUGGACGGGUUCUGCGGCGCAUGACGGUCGAGCUGCCAGGGCGUCAGAGUUUCUGAAGCAAAGGUGUUGGACCCAGCCGUCGAGCUACAGCGAGACCAUGGACGCUGCCUGCAUCGCGAUGAGUGCAGAUGGCCUUGUGGAGAUAGUGAACGCUCGAGGACUGCACGGUGCUGCCUACGGCGUGGACCAAAAUGCCUAUCGGGUCCAAUCCAAGGGAGUGGAUGCGCUCUUCGGUGCCAUCAGCCACCUUGGCACGGAAAGGCAGAAGGGCAACGACCUGCAGUCGGCCCUCGAUGGGCAGAUGCUGUGCAAGCAGCUGAUGCAGGUGCGGCUGGACCUGCUGCCCGAGCGCGUCACGGACCUGUUCUUCCUUCUGGCGGCCACCAACUCCAGGGAGCUCGCCAAGUUCCAACACCUUGGCUUCCGCGUGGUGGACAGCGACAUCGGCGCCAAUCUCGCGCAGAAGGAGGAUCACAGGACGCAGCUUACCUUCGAGGCUGUGGUCAUCAUGUGCGCGAUCUACAAGCUGGGUGAUGGCUACUGGCGGAUUGGAUCCAUGAACAUGUCCUGUACUGGAUCACCCCGCGAUUUGAAGACGGCCCUGAUGAAGCUGGAAGGGAUGGGCUUCCCACGCAAGCACGAGAAAGCCUCGCAGGAGCACAUGGUGAUCGAAGGCGUCCGCAAGUAUCUUGAGCUGGGGCGGCACUCCGUGAAGUCUGCAGAUGUGCAUGUGGACAGCUCGAAAUCGAUGGCCAUCCGGUAUGCCAUCGAGGUCGCAAGUACUGAGCACGAGGAACUCAGUGACUCCGAAGCGAUGGCCAGAGGCAAGCAGCUCCAAGAGCGACUGGAACGCCCCGAGCUGCGGGCAGCCAUCCUCGAGGAGAUGCACCGAUUCACCAAUGAGAAAGUGAAGCCCGAGAGGCUGAGGAUCCUUCCCGUGUCUGUGAAGCCGCUGAGCGAUCUCCGCGUUGAGGUGCGCUGGGAGUUUGGUGAGGUUAAACGCAACGACACCAAGGACCAUAGCUACCUGGCCCGGGCCUCUCAGGGAGCAUCUUGA
Symbiodinium natans is the source of this 1818-nucleotide messenger RNA. NCBI's taxonomy places the organism in Eukaryota, Dinophyceae, Suessiales, Symbiodiniaceae. The record is from the annotation of a GenBank genome assembly.